AUGUCCCCAUAUACUGCGAUCGUAAGGCGUAGUGGAAAUCCUUUUGAACUGGCCCAUGUACUUGUAUCAUGGCUAGUUGGUGCCGGUUAUGAUGCAUAUGUGGUAGUUGGUUGCGCUAAGAGAGAUCUCUGCUUGGCUGUGCGCUACCGCUCUGAAUGCCCAGAAAUACCUGAUGAAAACGAGGUUAUUGAGGAACCUCCGCCGCCUGAAGAAGAGCCACGGUACCGCCUGGUGCCGUUACCAGAUACGACUUCCAAAUAUUGUCAAGAGAUGGACAGAAAGGACGCGGCUAAGCGGCAGGCUGAGUUGGACAAAAUUGAGGAUGCACGAUUAAAGAAGAUUGCGGAUUUGGAAAAACCACCAGAUGACCCCAUCGACGGCUGGCGUACUCAUGCUUGGGUGCUUCUUCUCCCGGGUUUCAAAGGAAUUGAAGAACCGUUUUUCAUAGAGCCCAGCGAAGGCAAACAUCAUCCCGUGAACGCACCACAGUAUCAGAAGCUUGACAGUGUUUACAAUCAUGAGAAUUAUUACGUAAAUCUCCAGAAGUGCGAUGAAGGUCUCGGUUCACUGAACUACGAUUUGGCUGACAUAACUUGCUGGGAGCAUCUUCUCGCUGGAGAGCCUUACUUUCGUCGACAAUUUGUUGGAGUGGAUCUAGCAGAGAAAAAGAGUGCCUUUGACACCGAGAAGCAUCUAGAUGUACCAGCCAGCUGGGUUGAAAAGUUGGAUAUAACUGCUGAUAAUUAUGAACAGAGGUAUCCAGGUAGUCACAAAAUUAUCCAUUACAAAAAGGUGUUACUAGAAAAAUUUGCACCAUAUUCUGAAAGAGAUGGAAUUGUGAAAAGAAUUAAGAUAUUUGAUGACUACGCGUUGACUAGUCCUUUGAUAACCUAUGAAUGGUACAAGCACCGAGUAGACAAGAUGGAAACGAUGAAAAUAGAUCAUGUAACUAAAGUUGUUCGGGAAACCUUUGGUGUUGGCAGAAGGGAUAAUCUGUUGAAAAAGGUGACUAAUGAACAGAUAUUUCUAGAACACACAUAUUCGCUGGAUGCUCCCGUUGUGACCGUUGAGGGUGAAAGAACUUUGGAGUUUAACUAUUACGCGAGGCUGGAUCACCUUACGAAGCUAGUCUGCACGAUGACUACGUUUGACGAAUACUAUACACAAAGAAGUGACAGACUUGAAUCGCGACAAAUACUUUACACCGAACCAACAAAAGCUGAACCGAAACGCCAAGUGAAGGAUAUAGUCGAGACGUAUUCAAGAAACUACGAUAUACCAUCAAAGGAGGACAUAUGGAAGAAAAUAUUUCACAUACCUGACGAAACUAUAGAACUAUUGUAUCAUUAUGCAUACAACUUUGUUACUAAUAAUACUAGGUAUUUUCUGAAGCCUAAUCUUGCUGAGACUGGCGGAAAAAUUCUGUUCUAUCCUGAUAAAACAUCUGGAUACAUAGCAGAUCCUUGCGCCAAACAGCCUCGUCCUCUAGACGUAUACUAUGCGUUAUGUGACAAUAUGGAAUGGGAGAACAAAACCAGAAAACACAUUCGUGAUAGAGAAACAGAUAUAAACGGAUACUUAAGAGAGAGGCACAAGGAGUUGACUGAACCCCUUCUUCUUGUUGCUCUCUUUGAUACAGAGAGGAACGAAGCAGCUAAAAGGGGGUGGAAGGAACAGGAAGCUCAAAAAGCUGAAAUUACCGAGCGUGAAAAGGAAGCGGAAAUAGAUCCUCUCGCUCCGUAUUUGGCUCGUAUGUUUGGCUCAGGACAUGGUAGUGGUGCCCCUCUUACUAUUAAGGAAGCGACACUCAUCAGAGACCAGUGUAUUAAUGAUUUUAGAGCAAAACAAUUGGCAAGACAGAAUCUCGUUCAAGAGAGAUUUGACACGCUUAAUGCAGAGUAUAAAGCUAAAAGGCUAUGGUACCUCGCAAAUCAGUUUAUCCUGACGCCUGAAAAGGAAAGCACUUAUUUCGCUACGAGCGCUGAACUGGCAUUUAAAGUUCACACACUUGAAGUCCGUCUCACAAGACAUAAGGACCUUUCUGCACCACGAUUCAAGGUUUUACAGGAAUACCUGGAUAAACAUCCGCUACUCAGGGAGUACAAUCGGAUGAGACAUUAUUAUAGACUCAAAUAG
Leptosia nina is the source of this 2136-nucleotide messenger RNA. The record is from the annotation of a GenBank genome assembly. Lineage: Eukaryota; Metazoa; Arthropoda; Insecta; Lepidoptera; Pieridae.